CUCGAGUGUCGUGAGAACUUUGGUUCCCUGAGUGUCGCGCUUACUGUCCCCCCUAAAAUUAGAGUCUUUUUAACGCUGGAUUCUGUUUUUGCGCCAUUUAUAAGUAAGCCAAUAUGCCAUCUCUUCUACAGUUCCACACAACCUCCAAGCCCAGCCUACUCAGAGCUAGAUACGCAGCACCUCCUCCCCCUUCCCCUAGACUCGUCCAGCUACACUGCACUUAUACUGUUUUAUAAUCACUAUGAUGUUCUUAUCCGCCCUCGCUCUGGCCACUGCAGUCUUUUCAACUGUUGCGACUGCAACUGACCCCAACAAGUGGCCGCCCGUACCUACUUGGUUGCCUGAACACGGAACCUCGAACUGGCCACCUCUCUGCUUUGUUGGAGUGCAAGAGCAAACUAGUGGCUUCCAAGAGGAUAUUGGCCUGCUUCGGACUGCCCCCCCUUCCGUGUCAGAUAGCCGGAGUUGGAUAGGAAUCGAUGCUGGACCAGGCAACUGUCAAAUCAUAAAGUGCACUUCAAUUGGGUUCCUCCCAGACGUCAUUCAGAGGACGGGAGCGGCCGUCAAAGUAUGCAACGAUAAAACCAUACCCAUCUGGAUUCCAACCAAUUGGGUGGCGGACUUUGCACAGGGUAUCGUUGAUUAUUGCACUUCUCCCGCUCAAAACGGAGAAACAGUCACCCGUGGACAACUGUUCGAUAUUUCUAGCGACUGGAAUGUCAUUCUCACUCAGGUUGACCAGUGUUAGCAAAUUAUUGUCUGAACAGUAGUGGAAAUUCGCUUCAAGGUGUUAUUAGAUUGUAGUUAAUAAGGCGGCAACUUUCGGGUUGAAUGCCUUUAUGUCAGCUACCUUCGACUGUGUUAUAGAUGCUGUGAAAUGAGUACUUUACGUACU
Ilyonectria robusta is the source of this 895-nucleotide messenger RNA. RefSeq lists its product as uncharacterized. The transcript has 3 exons. The coding region runs from base 242 to 748 and encodes 168 amino acids. The record is from RefSeq and is a predicted model, not a curated record. Lineage: Eukaryota; Fungi; Ascomycota; Sordariomycetes; Hypocreales; Nectriaceae.